ACUUUAAAUUUUAAACUUAAUUCUAGAGUUGAUUUUUGACUUUUUUUUUUCUCCCGGGACGGUGAGGAAGCCAGCCCACUUUGACGGUUUGACCUCACGCCGGCGUGCGGCCGUGGCGUGGGCAGCAAGCCCCGAUCCCGCCGCCAGCCAGACCAGCCCCUCCCCUCUUUCCCCAAUUCCGCCUCCGCCUUCCAGAUCCCACCCCGAUCGCCAUGGCGUCCUCGCGCCUCCUCUCCUCCCGCCGCCUCCUCUCCGCCCUCCUCCACGCGCCCGGCCCAACCCCACGCGCCGCCGCCUCGGCCGUUGAAGAUGGGACCCCCCUGGCCUCGCUCCUCCGCCCGUCCCGGUUCCUCUCCUCCGCGGCGCGGCGCGGGCCGGCGCGGCAGCGGCCGGCGGACAUCGGGGCGCGGGCGCGGCAACUGCAGAGCCGGCGGCUCUGGACGUACGCGCUCACCUUCGGCUGCGCGGCCGGGUUCGUGGUCACCGUGCUCGCCACGUUCCAGGACCAGCUCGUCUUCUACCUCACCCCGACCGACGCGCUCGCGCGCUACGCCGCCGACCGCACCAAGUCCCGCGUCCGCCUCGGCGGCCUCGUCCUCGAGGGCUCCGUCGCGCACCCCUCCGCAUCCUCCUCCGAGAUCGAGUUCGUCGUCACCGACCUCAUCACCGACGUCCUCGUCCGCUACGAGGGCGCGCUCCCCGACCUCUUCCGCGAGGGCCACUCCGUCGUCGUCGAGGGCUUCCUCAAGCCCUUCACCGACGACCUCCGCCGCGACACCGCCGGGAGGAGGGUUUCGGAUAAGGCCCGGGAGUGCGAGUGCUUCUUCAGCGCCACCGAGGUGCUCGCCAAGCACGACGAGAAGUACAUGCCCAAGGAGGUCGGCGAGGCGCUCGAGCGCAACAAGAAGAAGCUCGAGGCGGAGGCCGCCGCCGCUGCCGAGGGUACAGCGACGGCCGCGAUAGCUUUGGAUGGAGCCAAGGCCAGCUCAUAAGGUUUUGCACUCUGCUUUAAGAUCUAGAUUUAAGUUCGUAUUCACUGAGGCACGGAUAGAUUUGAUUGCCCACAUGAAUUCGUGGGAUUUCAGAUGAGUGAUUCAAUUGAAGUUGUUGUAAUUCUAGUAAUACUAUUGAGCACGGGGCAAAGGAAAUUUUGCCAGGGGAAAGAAUAAUGACUAGGUGACGGUUGAACACAGUUAUACGUAUUCUUUCUGAAGUUAUAGUAUUGUUAUAGUCCUGUCACUGAGUAGUUUGGGUUUGCGUAAUGAUAUCAAUUUUGAGCAAGUUUUUGUCAGAUCAGACAUUUCCGGCUAAUCCAACCUCACAUUUUCAUGUAAUCAUGUGAUUAUAGCUUUGCCUGUAUUUGCCUGCUCUUAUCACAACUUGGAUUUUGUCAUUAAUUAUUAUAUUUUCAUUUA
Molecule: messenger RNA, 1415 nt
Organism: Oryza brachyantha (malo sina)
Lineage: Eukaryota; Viridiplantae; Streptophyta; Magnoliopsida; Poales; Poaceae
Product: cytochrome c-type biogenesis protein CcmE homolog, mitochondrial
Exons: 1
Coding region: 213-992 (259 amino acids)
Biological process (GO): cytochrome complex assembly; protein-heme linkage
Cellular component (GO): plasma membrane
Molecular function (GO): heme binding
Source: RefSeq, a predicted model, not a curated record